Myzus persicae (green peach aphid) is the source of this 2910-nucleotide messenger RNA. Its product is annotated as serine/arginine-rich splicing factor 4-like. NCBI's taxonomy places the organism in Eukaryota, Metazoa, Arthropoda, Insecta, Hemiptera, Aphididae. The transcript is spliced from 7 exons. Bases 502 to 2148 code for a protein of 548 amino acids. The record is from RefSeq and is a predicted model, not a curated record.
GAACAACUUUGUUGUUUUAUACCUCAUACUUCAUAGACCUAUAAUGGACCUUUCUUUUUUGGCCUAUGAUACAUAUUAUAUUUAAAUUAGUUCAUGAUAACAAGUCUUAGUUUUCAUUACCUUAUACCAUUAUUCUGUGAUAAUAUUCACUAAUUGAUUACAACCACGGUUAUCUAAUAAUCGUGAUUACAACUUACAAGCAUGUUGUAGGAUAAGUACUAUUUUUUUUGUAGAAUGUAGAUCAGAGCACUUCACGAAGUACAUUAUUUAGUACCUAUUUACAAUAUUUACAUCGUCGAUAAUUUCCAAAUUCAAGUUACAACAAUAAUAUGUGUUAUACAAUUUUGCGGUUGAUGAUGAAUUAAUGCAUGUGAUCAAGUACAAUUAUUCGGUUCGGGUACUUGUGACAAAAGUAACAAGAGGUUAUCAAACUUAUAGAAGUCUACCUAUGGUACAGCGUAAUAAUAUUAUUACUCUUGAUCCAAUCUCAAAUGUCUUUUGAUGAGAAAUAAGUAUUCCACCGUUAACGAAAUUGUGAAAAUGGAUUUAUCAGCAGAAGAACUGCUUAGCAGAAAAGAGACGUUGAAACAAUUUGAAAACUAUAUUGAUAACACAAGAAACACUCUAAAAAGUUUUGUUGAACAAAUUGGAUGGACAUUGGAUAAAACACCAAACAAUGAUAAAUUAGUAAAGUGUCCAUACAAUAAUGAACACAGAAUGCCGCCAUCCACACUCGAGGUUCAUUGUCAAAAGUGUAUAUUAAAAAAAAAUGGAUACGAUUCAUCUCAUUCAAUUUAUCCUUCUUAUAAUUUUUCAACAUCUUUGGCCCAAACUGUAAAAAUUGAUAAAACUACUCAAAUGCACAUUUUGAAAACUGCCUACGAGGAAUCAAAGGCAACCUUAAAUAUAAAUCUUGAACCUAGAGAAGUUUCCCAAAGUAUAGAACGCUAUAUUUGUGAUUUUACUCCUGAUGAGAGAAGAGUAUUGUAUGAUAGUGCUGUAAAAUACACCAAACUCCCUAAUCACAAAGAUGUGAUAAAUGAUUUGACAGGUGUGGAUAUUUUCAAUAAAACUGACGAUAAACCUAAAACUGAACUGGAGCUUUUGGAAGAGCAAAGAGACUUAAAACGUAGGAGUGCUGCUUAUCGAGGAAAAAAAGUUCACACAGAUAGAAAAUCUUAUGUAGAAAUUUUAAGAGAAGUAGUUGAAGGAUUAACAAAUAAUUUGUCCCAUUCAGAAGAUAAAUCAGUGUGUGUCCAAACAUCAAAUACCGUAACAGAAACUACACCAAAUGCCCGUUUUGUGUACAAGUAUGCAGGUAAUCCAAGUUAUAGUGGUAAUCCAUAUACUCGCUGGCUUGAUAUUGAAACAGAGGAAUCUAAAUUAUUUAAGUAUUAUCAAAAAAAGAGUCAAAGUUCAUAUCAAGAAGCUUCUACUUCUAGAAUAUAUUGUGAAGAUCAAACUGGUUUUAAAAAAUCAGAAAAAAGUAGAUCUAAAUCAAGAGAAAAAAAAAUGUCCACUAGUGAAUUAAAAUUAAAAAGAUCUAGGAGAUCUAGGUCUCGCUCAGUAUAUAAAUCAAGAAGAAGUAGAUCUAAAUCAAGAGAAAGAAAAACGUCUACUAAUGAAUUAAAAUUAAAAAGAUCUAGGAGAUCUAGGUCUCGCUCAAUAUGUAAUGAAAUCAAAUAUAAGAAACCUAAAAUCCGUUCUAAAUCCAAAGAAUAUGUAUUAAUGGAAAGUAAACAUAAAAGAUCUAGAAAACAUAAAUCUAGAUCAAAAUCUAAAGAAAAUGAGCCUAGAAGGCAUAGAAGUCGAUCGAUAUCUAAAGAAAGUGAGUCUAGAAGGCAUAGAAAUCGAUCGAUAUCUAUAGAAAAUACUGAUAAAAGAUCUAAGAAGCGUAGAACUAGGUCUAAGUCAAAAGAACCUGAAAAGAUAAGUUCUAAGAAUCUUACAAAAAAAGACUCUACACUACAAUUUAAACCGAGAAAUACUCACAAAAAAAAAAAAAAAUAUAAAAGUAAAAAAAAUCGUUCAAAAAGUCCUAGAAGAAUUCAUAAAAAUAAAACUAAUAAGACUAUUGAAGUUUGUGAAGAAAUUGAUGAUAAAAUAUCAAAUGACCAUGACGUCAUCCAUCACAUCUACCAGUCUUAGAAUUUCUCGGUUAAUAAUUGAUUGGGUUUAUAUCUUAAAAAAAUUCAUGGUAAUGCACUAACAUUAAGCAUUUUCAUUGAUUAAAAGUUAAUCAAUUAUUUAAUAAGACGAUUUAAUGAUUUUGGGAUUUUAUUAAAACACAAUUAUAAAAUUGUACCCUUAAUUUAUUUAAGAAAAAUAAGAUUUAUAAAUAUAAAAAUAUUACAUUGCUUAAAUAUAAUAAAGGCAUUGUCAUUUUAAAAAUUGUUUGUUGUUUCAUGUUGUGAUUUUGAAUCAUUAAAAAAAAUUUUUAAAUUUUUUUUCUUACUGCAUAUAAUUAAUAAUUUAAAUAUUGAACUGUAUUAGUUUAUAUUAUUUUCUGUUUGAAACAAGAGCCAUAAUGAUAUAAUGCAAUUAUAAUAUGUAGGUUAUUUUUUAAAUACACAAUAAUCAGUGUACAGUCGUAACAAUAUUUUUGUUUUAGGAGCAUUUAGCUAUUAAUCUAUUAUAUUUGGUAAUAAUAUGUAAUGCAAUUGCACAAUAUCAAUUGAAUUAAAAUUUUGUAUUGCAUGUCAUAAAGUCAUCUAUGGUAGAGGUACAUUAAACAUAACAACUCAACCAUUAUGGGGCUACUAAAUACUAAUCUACAGACUAAGGACUUUAUUAAUAUAUCUAAUCAAUAGUGACUACUGUAUUUAUAAAUAUUCUAUUGACAUGGGUUUGCUGUAUCCAAUUCGUUAAAUUAUUACAGAAACAUAAGUAUAUGGUAUUCGCUAUAUUUUU